Messenger RNA from Solea senegalensis (Senegalese sole), 504 nucleotides. Its product is annotated as pleckstrin homology domain-containing family A member 5-like. Gene Ontology annotation, cellular component: cytosol. Bases 26 to 370 code for a protein of 114 amino acids. The record is from RefSeq and is a predicted model, not a curated record. Lineage: Eukaryota; Metazoa; Chordata; Actinopteri; Pleuronectiformes; Soleidae. Gene Ontology annotation, molecular function: phosphatidylinositol-3,5-bisphosphate binding; phosphatidylinositol-4-phosphate binding; phosphatidylinositol-5-phosphate binding. The transcript has 3 exons.
UGCGAGUGCGCGCGAGGAUUUCCUGAUGCGCGCUCUUGGCACGGCGCCGCGCACUCCAGUCCCUGUGCUGUGUGUUGUGUGUGAGAGAGAAUGUGUGUGUAUGUGUGGUAACCCAGAGCAGCAGAGCUCUCAGUCAGACAUGGCGGCGGAUCCUCAGCCGGACUGGCUCUCCUGCCUUCCUUCUUCUUGGAGUUACGGCGUGACUCGGGAUGGACGUAUAUUCUUCAUCAACGAAGAAGCGAAGAGCACAACCUGGUUACAUCCUGUCACUGGAGAAGCUGUGAUCACUGGGCACAGGAAAACUCCAGAUUUACCAACAGGAUGGGAAGAAGGAUACACAUUUGAGGGAGCGCGCUGCUUCAUCAAGUGAGUCUAGAAUGUGCAGGGCAGCAGUGAGGGGGGUUGGGUGUGUGUGAAGAAAUAGAGAUAGAUGGAGAUGGAUGAUGGAUGGAUGCAGGGGGAGAGAGAGAGAGAGAGAGGUGGAUUGAGGAGCUUCUUGUUUGG